UCUGUUGAUGGCUUGCAUGAAAAAGGAAUGGUUGAAGAUGUUCAUUGUGGCUCCAUGAAGAGUAUGCGACCUCCUCACACUGGAAUGGGCCCACCUCAGAGUCCAAUGGACCAGCAUAGCCAAGGUUAUAUGUCUCCACAUCCGUCUCCACUAGGAGCACCUGAGCAUGUGUCCAGUCCCAUGUCUGGAGGAGGUCCAACUCCACCCCAGAUGACUCCCAACCAGCCAGGACCCAUUAUACCAGGAGACCCACAAGUUAUGAAUCAACCUAACAGAGGGCCUUCCCCUUUCAGCCCUGUACAGCUGCAUCAGCUACGGGCUCAGAUUCUAGCAUACAAAAUGUUAGCUAGAGGCCAGCCUUUGCCAGAAAACCUCCAGCUUGCUGUUCAGGGCAAGAGGACCCUGCCUGGCAUUCAACAGCAGCAGCCUCCCAGUGCCUUCAACAGACAGUCUGGUAUUGGGUUACAUACAAUGGGUGGUGCUGCAAGUGGACCAGGGCCUGCUCCAGGGAUGCCUGGACAUACAGCUGCCAUUACCCCUAAAACUUGGACUGAAGGCCAGUCCCCAGAUUUGAGUGUCUCCAAUGCGCAGCAAAAGCUUCCUGCGCCACCCCCAAGUGGGAGGCCUUCUCCUGCCCCCCCUGCUGCCCAGCCUGCUGCAGCCAUGCCUGGGCCUUCUGUACCACAGCCACCACCUGGACAGCCUUCACCCAUUGUUCAGCUUCAGCAAAAGCAGAAUCGCAUCAGCCCUAUCCAGAAGCCACAAGGAUUGGAUCCUGUUGAAAUACUCCAAGAACGUGAAUAUAG
Messenger RNA from Cariama cristata (Red-legged seriema), 806 nucleotides. RefSeq names its product probable global transcription activator SNF2L2. The annotation marks the transcript as partial. Gene Ontology annotation, molecular function: ATP binding. Gene Ontology annotation, biological process: regulation of DNA-templated transcription. The transcript is spliced from 4 exons. Gene Ontology annotation, cellular component: nucleus. Lineage: Eukaryota; Metazoa; Chordata; Aves; Cariamiformes; Cariamidae. The record is from RefSeq and is a predicted model, not a curated record.